Aspergillus viridinutans is the source of this 2070-nucleotide messenger RNA. Its product is annotated as 1,4-alpha-glucan branching enzyme GLC3. The coding region runs from base 1 to 2070 and encodes 689 amino acids. Gene Ontology annotation, molecular function: 1,4-alpha-glucan branching enzyme activity; cation binding; hydrolase activity, hydrolyzing O-glycosyl compounds. NCBI's taxonomy places the organism in Eukaryota, Fungi, Ascomycota, Eurotiomycetes, Eurotiales, Aspergillaceae. Gene Ontology annotation, biological process: glycogen biosynthetic process. The record is from RefSeq and is a predicted model, not a curated record. The transcript is spliced from 8 exons. Gene Ontology annotation, cellular component: cytoplasm.
AUGGCUUCGACUGAAGCUGCUCAACCAGCGCCUCAGGAUGGCACAGGUGUUAUCCAGUUGGAUCCUUGGCUUGAACCUUUCCGCGACGCUCUACGACACAGAUUCGGGUUGGUCGAAAACUGGAUCAAGACAAUCAACGAAAAUGAGGGUGGGCUAGACAAGUUUAGCAAGGGUUACGAGAAAUUUGGUUUCAAUGUCAAUGCCAAAGGAGACAUCACAUAUCGGGAGUGGGCUCCCAAUGCUGUGCGAGCUUACUUAGUCGGUGAUUUCAACAACUGGGAUGUAACGGCGCAUCCAAUGACAAAAGACAACUUUGGCGUGUGGGAAGUUACAGUGCCCUCAAAGGAUGGCAUGCCAGCCAUCCCGCAUGAUAGCAAGGUCAAGAUAGCGAUGGACAUUCCCAGCGGAGAGAGGAUCUACCGGAUACCUGCGUGGAUCAAGCGUGUGGUCCAGAACCUCGAAGUGUCCCCCAUUUAUGAGUCCGUGUUCUGGAAUCCUCCCGAAUCUGAGCGGUACAAAUUCAAACAUUCCCACCCAAAGAGACCUGAGAGCCUCCGCAUCUAUGAGGCCCAUGUGGGUAUCUCAUCUCCCGAGACCAGGGUUGCGACAUACAAAGAGUUUACGAAGAACAUGCUGCCUCGGAUAAAGUACUUGGGGUACAAUGCGAUCCAGCUCAUGGCUAUCAUGGAACAUGCCUACUACGCCAGCUUCGGAUACCAGGUCAACAACUUCUUCGCAGCGAGCAGUCGUUACGGCACACCCGAAGAACUGAAGGAGCUUAUUGAUACAGCACACAGUAUGGGCUUGACAGUGCUUCUCGACGUUGUCCACAGUCAUGCGUCAAAGAACGUCGACGAUGGACUGAACAUGUUUGAUGGAACAGACCACCUUUAUUUCCACGAAGGAGGAAAGGGCCGGCAUGAACUGUGGGACAGUCGGUUGUUCAACUACGGCCACCACGAGGUUCUGCGUUUCCUUUUGAGCAACCUUCGUUUCUGGAUGGAAGAAUACGGCUUCGAUGGCUUCCGUUUCGACGGAGUCACGAGUAUGCUUUAUGUACACCAUGGCAUUGGAACUGGCUUCUCAGGUGGAUAUCACGAAUACUUUGGCCCCUCCGUCGAUGACGAGGGUGUGAUGUACCUCACUCUCGCCAAUGAGAUGCUCCAUACUUUGUACCCCAACUGCAUCACCGUGGCAGAAGACGUCUCCGGAAUGCCGGCUCUCUGUUUACCUCAUUCCCUCGGUGGCGUUGGGUUCGAUUACCGCCUCGCGAUGGCCAUCCCAGACAUGUACAUCAAACUCCUGAAGGAAAAGUCCGAUAGCGAGUGGGACAUGGGCAAUCUCGCCUUCACCCUGACCAACAGACGUCACGGCGAGAAGACAAUUGCCUAUGCAGAAAGCCAUGAUCAAGCCCUGGUCGGCGACAAAACGCUCAUGAUGUGGCUCUGCGACAAGGAAAUGUACACCCACAUGUCCGUGCUAACCGAAUUCACCCCCACCAUCGAACGAGGAAUGGCCCUGCACAAGAUGAUCCGACUGGUCACCCACGGCCUAGGAGGAGAGGGCUACCUCAACUUCGAAGGCAACGAGUUCGGCCACCCAGAAUGGCUCGAUUUCCCCCGUGCCGGAAACAACAAUUCCUUCUGGUAUGCCCGCCGCCAGCUCAACCUCACCGAAGAUCAUCUCCUCCGCUACAAGUUCCUCAACGAAUUCGACCGCGGCAUGCAAUUGACCGAGGAGAAGUACGGCUGGCUACACUCUCCACAAGCCUACGUGAGCCUCAAGCACGAGAUCGACAAGGUCCUCGUCUUCGAGCGCGCAGGUCUGCUCUGGAUCUUCAACUUCCACCCCACAGAGAGCUUCACCGACUACCGUGUCGGCGUCGAUAAGGCAGGUACCUACCGCAUCGUCCUGGACACUGAUGAUACGGACUUUGGUGGCUUCGGCCGCAAUCUCAAGGAGACUCGCUUCUUCACGACCGAUAUGCCCUGGAACGGCCGUAGUAAUUACGUGCAGGUCUACAUUCCUACCCGAACAGCGCUGAUCCUCGCCCUUGAAGAAACACUGUAA